AUGGCCAGCGGUGCAAUUGAGCCGUUUCUAAAGGGCAGCACCUCUGAAAACACCCGUGGGCUGCUGCGUGUCGUUAUCUUACUGCUCAUCGCCGCAGCAGCAGUCUCCAGCAGAUUGUUCAGUGUCAUAAGUAUGGAUGUCUCCGCAAUCAAUUCACUUUACUACGUCCUACAGACCAAUAUCGAGCGUAAUGGCUAA
Molecule: messenger RNA, 198 nt
Organism: Trichophyton rubrum CBS 118892
Lineage: Eukaryota; Fungi; Ascomycota; Eurotiomycetes; Onygenales; Arthrodermataceae
Exons: 1
Coding region: 1-198 (65 amino acids)
Source: RefSeq, a predicted model, not a curated record